UUCCUCGGUCCUCUUAAUUAUCGGUUCCAUUUUCUCCUUCGUCACCCUCCUCUCUCUCUCUGUCUCUCUCUCUCUCUCUCUCUCUGUAAAUUUUUUAAUCACAAGAAAACCAUGGGGACAUUUUUCCGGUCUCGCACCGUAACAACCGUCACCGCCGGAGCACUCUCCAUCGCCGCCGUCACCUCCUACACAUCCCAACGUAACACACCCAUAUCCUUAACCGACCGUGGUGGCGGUCCACCGCUAGAAACAUUACGAAAAAAGAUCACCGACCCUACAGCGGUGGUACCCUCACGUGCCGCACAGUAUUCGUCAUUAGCCGCCGCUAGUGUUGAUGAUCCGCUUGAUAUUCUUGUCGUUGGCGGUGGUGCCACCGGCUGCGGUGUGGCUCUUGAUGCCGUUACUAGAGGGUUGCGUGUUGGCCUUGUUGAACGUCAGGAUUUUUCUUCGGGUACGUCGUCACGGUCCACCAAGCUUAUUCAUGGAGGUGUUCGGUACUUGGAGAAAGCCGUCUUCAAUUUAGAUUACGGGCAACUAAGGUUGGUUUUUCACGCCCUGGAGGAGCGUAAACAGUUUAUAGAUAACGCACCGCACCUCUGUCAUGCUUUACCUUGCAUGACACCAUGUUACGGUUGGUUCGAGACGGUUUACUAUUGGGUGGGUCUGAAAAUGUACGAUCUGGUGGCGGGACGGCAUUUACUGCAUCUUUCUAGGUAUUAUUCCGCACAAGAAUCUUCCGAACUCUUCCCUACGCUCGCACAAAAGGGUAAAGAUAGAAGCUUGAAAGGAACGGUGGUCUAUUAUGACGGCCAGAUGAACGAUUCGCGAGUUAACGUUAGCUUAGCGUGCACUGCUGCUUUAGCUGGUGCAGCUGUACUUAAUCAUGCGGAAGUUGUGUCGUUGUUGAAGGAAGAGGGUACGGGACGGAUUAAGGGUGCACGAAUACGUGACAACCUAUCAGGCGAGGAGUUCAACACAUAUGCAAAAGUUGUUGUGAACGCCGGUGGGCCGUUUUGUGAUUCCGUAAGAAAACUAGCUAAUAAAGAUGCAAAACCAAUGAUCUGUCCUAGCAGUGGUGUACAUAUCGUGCUUCCCGACUAUUACUCUCCAGAAGGAAUGGGCUUAAUUGUCCCUAAAACGAAAGACGGGCGCGUUAUUUUCAUGCUCCCGUGGUUAGGAAGAACUGUCGCUGGCACAACCGAUUCCAGCACCAGCAUCACCAUGCUACCAGAACCACACGAGGAUGAAAUCGAGUUUAUUCUAGAUGCGAUCCGUGAUUAUCUUAAUGUUAAGGUACGGCGCGUGGAUGUUCUGUCGGCAUGGAGUGGCAUUCGGCCACUGGCAAUGGACCCGAAUGCAAAGAACACGGAGAGCAUUUCGAGGGACCAUGUUGUUUGUGAAGAGUACCCUGGUUUGGUCACGAUUACUGGUGGAAAGUGGACCACGUAUAGAAGUAUGGCUGAAGAUGCAGUGGAUGCAGCUAUCAAAUCCGGAAAGUUGAAUCCAGUAAAUAAGAGUUUGACAUCCAAGUUAUGUCUUGUGGGUGGAGAUGGUUGGGAUCCUGCAUAUUUCACGGUGCUCGCACAAGAAUACGUACGCAUGAAGGUACAAAACGGAGCCCCAGUCCCUGGAGAGAUGGAUACCGCUGCAGCAAAGCAUCUGUCUCACUCUUAUGGUACCAUGGCUGAAAAAGUUGCUUCCAUUGCGCAGAAUGAAAUUCUAGGCAAGCGGCUAGCUCACGGGUACCCAUACCUUGAGGCUGAGGUGGCAUACUGUGCACGGAACGAGUACUGUGAAUCUGCAGUAGAUUUCAUUGCUAGAAGAUCCCGACUUGCUUUUCUUGACACUGAUGCUGCCAGCAAAGCAUUGCCACGCGUGAUUGAGAUAUUGGCAGUGGAACACAAAUGGGACAAGUCAAGGCAGAAGGAAGAGUUCCAGAUGGCGACGAAGUUUCUGGAAACAUUCCGGUCGUCGAAAAACGCUCAUUUUGAUGACGGAAAACAUACAUAGUUUUGUUUACUCACUCAUUGGUAAAUAGUUGGUUUCUUUCCUUUAUGACAUCGGGUUUGUACCCUAUGUUCGGGUGGCUGUACAUUUCAUGGUGCAAAUAUCCCGACAUACUCGACGACCUAACUAAGAAAUAAAACUUGUGUAUGGAUUCUUGAUUUUGUUUUCAUGUUAAGAAAGCAUUAAUUUUUUUUUUU
This is a messenger RNA of Helianthus annuus (common sunflower), 2204 nucleotides long. RefSeq names its product glycerol-3-phosphate dehydrogenase SDP6, mitochondrial. Gene Ontology annotation, biological process: glycerol-3-phosphate metabolic process. Bases 112 to 2010 code for a protein of 632 amino acids. Gene Ontology annotation, cellular component: glycerol-3-phosphate dehydrogenase (FAD) complex; mitochondrion. Gene Ontology annotation, molecular function: glycerol-3-phosphate dehydrogenase (quinone) activity. NCBI's taxonomy places the organism in Eukaryota, Viridiplantae, Streptophyta, Magnoliopsida, Asterales, Asteraceae. The record is from RefSeq and is a predicted model, not a curated record. The transcript has 5 exons.